AUGACACACAUCCAGCAAAUCAAACAAUAUCUCCCAUGGGCACAGACCCCGCUGAUUAUCAAUGCCCCCAUGAGCGGCGCAGCGACCAGCAAGCUAGCCGUUGCCGUCACCCGAGCUGGAGGACUGGGACACAUUGGCUUUCUGGACGACAAGAAAAUGCUAAACACGGAGCUCGAAAAGGCGAAAAGGCAAUUAAGUGAUAUGGCCGUCACCAACGGGACGCUACCGAUCGGGGUGGGAGUAAUUGUGUUUGGAUCCCCUGUCUCACAGUGGCUUUCCCUAUUUGCUGCGUACAAGCCCGCUGUCGUUUGGCUGUCCUUCGGAACGUCGAGAGAGUUUCAAGGGUGGACGGAAGGAAUUCGCGGAGUCUCCCCAGAUACAAAGAUCUGGAUACAGGUCGGAAGCGUUGCCGCUGCGCUCGAUACGGCCAGAGUCUGUCAACCCGAUGCUCUGGUUCUACAGGGAAACGAUGCGGGCGGACACGGCCACGCAAGUGGGGCGAGUAUUAUAUCGCUCCUUCCAGAGGUAUCUGAUGUGCUUUGUAAGCAUAGGAUGAGCCGGAUUCCAUUGAUUGCGGCCGGAGGUAUCGUCGAGGGACGCGGUGUGGCGGCAGCUAUCAUGCUUGGGGCGGCGGGAGUGGUGAUGGGCACGCGAUUUCUGGCUGCGGAGGAGACGAACCUGCCUCCUGAGUACCGAGAGGCAAUCAUAAAUGCCGUCGACGGGGGAGUGUCAACCGUGCGGUCGAGAGUCUUCGACGAGACUUGGGGUCCAAGUCCGUGGCCAGUGUUGUAUGACGGGCGGUGUUUGAGGAACGCAAGCUAUGAUGAUGUGGCUGCAGGAAUCCCCAUGCAAGAAGUCGUGAGGCGGUUUCACUUGCGUUUGAGGAAAGGACAGGAGGAGCUUGAUAUCAAGGAUUCAGGAAGUGUGUGGGCUGGCACAGGCGUGGGAUUGGUGAAGAAGGUUGAGGACGCCGCAUCUAUUGUCAACCAGGUACGACUGGAGGCAGCUAGGAGGCUGGAGAAAGGCACUUCCCUCGAUACACAUGUUUGA
Aspergillus lentulus is the source of this 1050-nucleotide messenger RNA. RefSeq names its product nitronate monooxygenase. The record is from RefSeq and is a predicted model, not a curated record. Gene Ontology annotation, molecular function: nitronate monooxygenase activity. Lineage: Eukaryota; Fungi; Ascomycota; Eurotiomycetes; Eurotiales; Aspergillaceae.